CCGCCUGUUCUCGAACAGUUGCUUGCCGGGCGUGGCAGCGGUCAGACGUGGCGGACGAGACUACUGUGUGUUUCAGCUCCUCAGCUGUGCAGGCGUGCGUGUCAAUAUAGCAGAGUCGUCGGCAAUGGAUACUGUUACCAAUGUGGAGGAGACCGCGACUGUGGACCUGGCCGCCAUGCUGGAAGCUGGAGGCGGCGGAGGCCUCGUGGAGCUGGUGUCGGGCCAGACGAGGCUGGUGGUGCACAGGGCGGUCCUGGCGGCCAGGAGCCCUGUGUUUGCCGCCAUGUUUCGGCACGACACCUUGGAGGCCAGGAGCAGCGAGGUGACCAUCACGGACACGGGGGGCCCCGAGCUGAGCCUGCUGGUGGCCUACCUCUAUACCCUCCGGGCGCCCCAGCUGCCCGGCUUGGCCCCCCAGCUGCCCGGCUUGGCCCCCCAGCUGCCCAGCUUGGCCUCCCAGCUGCUGGCAGCCGCAGACAAAUACGGCGUUUUGGGGCUGAAAGCGGCGUGCGAGCAGCAGCUGAUCGCGCAGCUGGAUGUGGAGAAUGCGGCGGCCGCCGCUGUGGUGGCCGCGAGGCACUCCUGCACCAGCCUCGCCCUGGCUACCAUCGCCUUCAUAAAAGCACACCCCCAGGUGUUCUCCACGCAGGGCUGGGCCGAUGCAGAGCUCGAGCAGCCGCAAGACGUUGCUGAAGUGAGACGGCUGCUCAGGGAGCCACCGACCGAAACCAGGAGCCUUUCUCAAGAGGAGAAGGACACGAGGCUGAUCCAGGCGGCUAAGCGAGGUGCAGUAGAGGAGCUGUGGGCGUUGUUGGCGGCUGGAGCGAAUGUGGCGGCCAAGGACGAGGAGAGGAACACCGCCUUGCACUGGGCGGCAGAAAAGGGGCACCUGGAGGCAGCGAGGUGCCUCCUGAAGACUGGGGCGCCUCUGGACGCGAGGUGCAGCAACAAUGAGGACAUGCCUCUGCACUGGGCCGCGGGGAAUGGCCACGCAGCCGUGGUGCGGCUGCUGGUGGCCGCAUCGGCUGACCCCAACGGUAGGAGCUCAACAGGGUGGUCGCCGCUGCACUGCGCCGCAUGGAGGAACCACGUGGAGGCCGUCACUGUGCUACUGGAGGCCGGGGCCGACAGGGGGGCGUUAACUAUCGGGGGACUGACGCCGCUAGACAUCGCCGAGCAGCACGGCCACCAGCAGGCGAUAGACGUGCUGACGCGCAGCCCAACAAACGUCUCUCGAGUAAAAUGAAGGGGACUUCACUGUAUCACUGCUGCACGUUUUGAAAAUAAAUAAAACACAAAAAUAAUUUUGACAUCA
Schistocerca serialis cubense is the source of this 1315-nucleotide messenger RNA. RefSeq names its product ankyrin-1-like. NCBI's taxonomy places the organism in Eukaryota, Metazoa, Arthropoda, Insecta, Orthoptera, Acrididae. Gene Ontology annotation, molecular function: protein binding. The record is from RefSeq and is a predicted model, not a curated record. Bases 125 to 1246 code for a protein of 373 amino acids. The transcript has 3 exons.